Messenger RNA from Gossypium raimondii (Peruvian cotton), 5838 nucleotides. RefSeq lists its product as uncharacterized. The record is from RefSeq and is a predicted model, not a curated record. NCBI's taxonomy places the organism in Eukaryota, Viridiplantae, Streptophyta, Magnoliopsida, Malvales, Malvaceae. Gene Ontology annotation, molecular function: nucleic acid binding; RNA-DNA hybrid ribonuclease activity.
AUGGAUGCCGAACUCAAUGAAAGGAUGGAAAGGAUGGAAAGAACCCAAAGAGAGUUGCAGGAGCAACUGGCCAAGUCGCAGCAAGAGGCAAGAGAUUUGAUGGUGAGAUCUCGAGAGGAAUCGCUAGAGCAAAGGGAUCAAAUGGCCAAAAUGAUGGAAAUGAUGACGGCCUUGGUCAAAGGAAAGGGACCUAUGCAGAGCCCUGAUGUCGUAGAGCCGCCUCAGUCAAGAGUUAAUCAAGACCCACUUUAUCUCCCGGGAUUUACUCCACCUCAUGUCCACGCAAUGCGAAGAGGAUACCCCCAAAGGGAACCUACAGGCCUGGAACAACAUCCUGCUCCAUCUGCUCAUUUAGGACAAGGAAUUUUGGUACCUGAUUUGGUCCUACCCCCAAAAAUUAAGGCACCUGAUUUUGAGAAGUAUGACGGAACAAGAUGUCCAAAGGCGCAUCUGAUCAUGUUUUGCCGAAAGAUGACUGGUUAUGUAAACGAUAAUAAAUUGUUGGUGCAUUGCUUUCAAGAUAGUUUGGUUGGCUCAGCCCUUCGAUGGUAUAAUCAACUCAGUAGAGAGAGAAUCUGAUCAUGGAAGGAUUUGGCUUCAGCAUUCUGUGAGCAAUAUAGGCAUGUAUCGGAUAUGGUGCCUGAUCGACUAACUUUACAAAUGAUGGAAAAGAAGCCGACAGAGACUUUUCGGCAAUAUGCACAAAGAUGGAGGGAUAUCUCGGCUCAGGUAGAGCCUCCGUUAACUAAGACAGAGAUAACAGUCCUCUUCAUUAAUACUCUCAAAGCGCCAUUUUACGAUAAAUUGGUAGGAAGCGCCACAAAGGACUUUGCGGAUAUUGUAAUAUCUGGGGAACUUAUCGAAAACGCCGUCAAGAGUGAGAGAAUGGAAAGCCCCGAGAGUUCGAAGAGGGCGGUACCUGUAAAGAAAAAUGAGGCAGAGGCCCAUAUGGCACCUCCGUCUUACCCUGUUUAUGCUGUGAAUAACCAAAGGCCAUUCACCGUGUUCCCGCCAAACACCAUGCCUGCACAAAGCCAACCCAAAAAUGAACAAAGACCAGCAAGACCCAAUCCUGAAAGACCUCAGUUUACUCCAAUUCCUGUAUCAUAUGGAGAGUUAUACCCAAAGCUGUUGGAAAAACAAUUAAUUUCCCCGCAUUACAUGGCACCCCUGAAGCCUCCAUUUUCGAAGUGGUAUGAUCCUAACGCUAAUUGCAUGUAUCACGCUGGAAAUCAAGGGCAUUCUACAGAAAACUACCUUGCCUUUAAAAGGAGGGUUCAAGGUCUCAUCGAUGCUGGUGUUCUGCGAUUCGAUGGUGUUAGCAAUGUGACGGGAAAUCCUCUUCCUAACCAUACUAGUGGCAAUGUAAAUGCGGUGACAAAUGAAGACAAUUGGCGAGCCAAAGUUCAUGUUGCCGAAGUAAGGACACCUUUGCGGAAGGUGUGGGAGAUGAUGAUUGAAAAUGGCUUGCUCUGCCCGCCUAGUAGGAUUCUCAAGGAGGAAAGUAAAAAAGAUCAGAGUUCCUGUGAUUUUCAUGGCAUCGAAGGGCAUGAUAUCCAAUCUUGCAAGGAAUUUAGAAAAUUACUUCAGGACAUGAUGGAUAACAAAGAGAUCAAGGUCCUUGAUAGUGUGGAAAGGGCCGAAGAAGGAGAAAUAUGUGCCUCUGAUAAUCAAUCGAUGGUUCUCCCUUAUAGCGUCGACAGACCUUUGGUGAUUUAUUACGAGGUGAAGAAGGAAGAGGUUAGUCGAGAAGUGAAACCAAGUUUGAUAAUCGAAGUACCUGCUCCUUUCUCUUACAAGGACAACAAGGCAGUGCCGUGGAAGUACGAUGUCAAUAUCGUUGUGCCUGAAGGUGAAAAGUCAAAAGUGAUGAAUGAAGAUGUUAGCGGAGUAGGACAUUUUACUCGCAGCGGAAGGUGUUAUUCUCCCGAGACAGUUGAAUCAAAGAAGAAGGUUGCUGGCCCGAGCCAAAAAGGAAAAGCACCAAUGUAUGAGGUUGAGGAUGAUGUUGAAACACAACUUGGGCAAGAAGUUAAAAAGGCUGUGAAUGAGGAGGAAGCACAUGAGUUCUUAAAGUUUAUCAAGCACAGUGAAUAUAGCAUUGUAGAACAAUUAAACAAGCAGCCAGCUCGAAUCUCGGUACUGUCUCUAUUGUUAAACUCGGUGCCACAUCGAAAUGCCUUGCUAAAAGUGUUAAAUCAAGCUUAUGUGGUGAACAAUGUAUCUGUGGAAAAACUUGAUAGGUGGGCAAACAAUCUGAAUGCAGAUAAUUUCAUCUCUUUUAGUGAUGACGAAAUACCACCAAAUGGUAGGGGCUCCGUAAAAGCAUUGUACAUCACAACCAAUUACAAAGGUUACAUAUUACCAAAUGUGCUCAUCGACAAUGGAUCUGCACUCAAUGUUAUGCCUUUGACCACGCUUUCUAGGAUGCCGGUUGAUAUGUCCUAUCUGAGGCCUUGUCAUUCUGUAGUAAGGGCAUUUGAUGGGACACAGUGAGAAGUCAUGGGAAAGAUCGAAAUUCCUUUAAAAGUGGGGCUAUGUGUAUAUGAUAUCGAGUUCCAGGUCAUGGACAUCACGCCUUCAUACAAUUGCCUCUUAGGAAGACCUUGGAUCCAGUCUGCUGGGGCGGUUCCAUCGUCUCUCCAUCAAAAAGAAAAGUUCAUCAUGGAUAGCCGCUUGAUUAUUAUUGAUGGUGAAGAAGACAUCGUUGCAUCGAUCUCUGCUGAUACACCCUACAUCGAAGUAAGCGAAGAUGCUAUAGAAUGUUCUUUUCGCUCCUUGGAAUUUAUUAAUGCGGCAUUUGUUGCUGAAGGGAAUAAGAUCCCCAUUCCCAAACUGUCAAGGAAUACCAAGAUGGGAAUUAAGCUGACUGUGGGAAAAAGAGCUCGGGCGAGGAAAGGUUUGGGAAAAUAUCAACAAGGGAUGGUUAGAGCUUUGAAACCAACACACCACAAGGGUCGAUACGGUUUGGGGUCUAAGCCAGAUAUACAUCAAAGAAGAAAAAAAUUGCAGAAAGAUCGAGAAAAAAGAAUCGCAAGAGCUUCAGGCCAGGAUUUGGAAUGGGAGCCGUUGGCGUAUCCUCCUUUGUCAAGGACAUUUACAUCAGCAGGAGUGAUGUACCCAGGGCAGGACAAUCCGCAAGUCACAUUAUUGAUUGAAAUGGGUCUUCAGAAUAUCAGCCUAAAUGCUAUUGACAAUGAGAGUGAUGAAAUUAAGAAUGCUUCAAUGAUACGCCCUUGUCCUCCAGGAUAUGUUUUGAACAACUGGACUGCUGAGGACCUCCUUGUAGUUUUUAAGUCCCCUUCAGAGUGUUCAGAUAUCAAUGGCAUGAAUAAUCCCGUUAUGAAUCCUGAAAUCAAUUUUGAGAAGGUUGUUUGUUUAGGAGAAUUCGAAGCUGGCGAAAAUGUUGAAGAUUGUGUCUCGUCUCCUGACUUACUGAGAAUGGUGGAACAAGAAGAGAAACAAAUCCUACCCCAUCAAGAAUCUGUUGAGGUAGUGAACUUGGGGAGUGAAGAAGAGAAACAAGAAGUGAAGAUUGGGACUUCCAUUUCAGAAAACACAAGGCAAGAUUUGAUCGCCUUGCUCCAUGAAUACAAGGAUGUGUUUGCCUGGUCUUUUCAGGAUAUGCCAGGAUUGAACACGGAUAUUGUGGUUCACAAGCUCCCACUGAAACCAGAAUGCAAGCCCGUUCAGCAGAAAUUAAGAAGGAUGAGACCCGAAAUGCUGUUAAAGAUAAAAGAAGAAGUCAAGAAACAAUUUGAUGCUGGCUUCCUACAAGUCUCAAAGUAUCCAGAAUGGGUAGCUAAUAUAGUCCCAGUGCCGAAGAAAGAUGGCAAGGUGCGAAUGUGCGUGGAUUAUCGUGAUCUGAAUCAAGCAAGCCCUAAGGAUAACUUUCCUUUACCGCACAUCGACACUUUGGUGGAUAAUACGGCAAAGCAUUCUUUGUUUUCUUUCAUGGAUGGUUUCUCAGGAUAUAAUCAGAUAAAGAUGGCUCCCAAAGACAUGGAGAAAACUACAUUCAUAACAAUGUGGGGAACCUUCUGCUACAAGGUAAUGCCGUUCGGAUUAAAGAAUGCUGAGGCAACAUAUCAGAGAGCCAUGGUGACGUUAUUCCAUGAUAUGAUGCACAAAGAAAUAGAAGUUUAUGUCGAUGAUAUGAUUGCCAAAUCUCGGGAAGAAAGAGAGCAUGUUGGGAGUCUUAGGAAGCUGUUUGAAAGAUUAAGAAAGUUCCAGUUGAAGCUUAACCCGGCCAAAUGUACAUUUGGGGCUACCUCAGGAAAACUGCUAGGUUUCAUUGUAAGUGAAAGAGGUAUCGAGGUUGAUCCAGAUAAGAUAAAAGCUAUACAAGAAUUGCCUCCCCCGCGUACACAAAAGGAAGUCAGAGGUUUUUUAGGAAAAUUAAAUUACAUUGCUCGAUUCAUUGCUCAACUUACCAAUCAGUGUGACCCAAUUUUUCGACUCCUUCGAAAACGUAAUCCGGGAGAAUUGAACGAGGAGUGCCAAGUGGCCUUCGACAAGAUAAAACAGUAUCUAUCUAAUCCUCCUGUGCUAAUACCGCCGACCCCUGGAAAACCCUUAAUAUUGUACCUGACCGUGUUUGAAAACUCAAUGGGUUGCGUACUGGGACAACAUGAUGAGUCGGGGAAAAGAGAGAAGGCAAUUUACUACCUCAGCAAGAAGUUCACAGAAUAUGAGGCAAAGUACCCUUCAAUUGAGAAGUUUUGUUGUGCAUUGAUUUGGACAUUUCGAAGGCUCAGGCAAUACAUGCUGUAUCAUACGACAUGGUUAAUUUUAAAACUGGACCCAAUAAAGUACAUGAUGGAGUCACCUGCACUCUCAGGGAGAAUGGCCAGAUGGCAGAUCCUAUUGACUGAGUAUGACAUUGUAUAUGUGAGCCAAAAGUCGAUAAAAGGAAGCGCAAUAGCUGACUUCUUGGCAAGUCGAGCAAUGGAGGAAUACGAGCCUUUGAGAUUUGAGUUCCCAGAUGAAGAUUUGAUGUGCAUUUCAGAAAAAGAUGGCGAGUCAUCAAAAGGAAAGUCAUGGAAGAUGAGCUUUGAUGGUGCAUCAAAUGCAUUGGGGGAUGGGAUAGGAGCAGUCUUAGUGUCACCUGAAGGGGACCAUUACCCGCUUACUGCUAGAUUGAAUUUCUUCUGUACAAAUAAUAUAGCGGAAUAUGAGGCUUGCAUCAUGGGACUUCGUGCAGCUAUCAAGAGAAAAAUCAAAAUUUUAGAGGCGGGGACUCAAAGAUUAGUCAUUUAUCAAAUUCGUGGAGAUUGGGAAGUGAGAGAUCCAAAAUUAGUCAAAUAUCAUGAUCUCGUUGCAGAGCUGAUCAAGGAGUUCUAUAAAGUGACUUUUAACUACUUUCCACGAGAGGAGAACCAACUGGCUGAUGCCCUAGCCACCUUGGCUUCGAUGUUCAAGGCAAACAGAGAAACUGAGAUAAUGCCCAUCCAAAUGAGUAUAUAUGAGACACCCGCACACUACUUUAGUAUUGAGGAGGAGUCAGAUGGACGACCAUGGUUCCAUGACAUCUUGGAGAAUGACAAAAGAAUGGCGAUUGGAUUUGUUCUUGACGGGGAUAUUCCAUACAAAAGAGGAAAAGAUCAAGUGCUCCUGAGGUGCGUGGACGCUGUUGAAGCUAGAAAGAUACUUGAAGAGGUUCAUGAAGGAAUUUGUGGAACUCAUGCCAGUGGUUUCACCAUGGCCAGGCAGAUUAUGAGACUUGGUUAUUAUUGGCUGACGAUGGAAAGGGAUUGCAUUGCUUACGCACGAAAGUGCCACAAAUGUCAAAUUUAUGGCGACAAAAUUCAUGCACUUCGUCCGCCCUUCAUGUCAUGA